This is a messenger RNA of Colletotrichum siamense, 372 nucleotides long. RefSeq names its product Transcription elongation factor spt4 (gene trf-2). Gene Ontology annotation, cellular component: nucleus; DSIF complex. The record is from RefSeq and is a predicted model, not a curated record. Gene Ontology annotation, biological process: chromatin organization; positive regulation of DNA-templated transcription, elongation; regulation of transcription elongation by RNA polymerase II. The transcript has 3 exons. Bases 1 to 372 code for a protein of 123 amino acids. Gene Ontology annotation, molecular function: zinc ion binding; RNA polymerase II complex binding. Lineage: Eukaryota; Fungi; Ascomycota; Sordariomycetes; Glomerellales; Glomerellaceae.
AUGUCGAGUGAUAACUACGUCAACCCCAACCAGCAGCGCUACCUACGCGCCUGCAUGGUCUGCUCCAUCGUCCUGACCUACUCCAAAUUCCGUGACGAAGGCUGCCCCAACUGCGAAGAGUUCCUCCACCUCGCCGGCUCGCAGGACCAGAUCGAGAGCUGCACGUCCCAGGUCUUCGAGGGCCUCAUCUCCCUCAAGGACCCAGGACGCUCCUGGGUCGCCAAGUGGCAGCGCCUCGACAACUACGUCCGCGGCGUCUACGCCAUCAAGGUGUCUGGCCAGCUCCCCGACGAGAUUCGGACGACGCUCGAGGAGGAGUAUAGGAUACGCUACAUCCCACGCGAUGGAACGGAGACCGAGGUUGAUAACUAA